CCUUACACAGAAACAAGAACCAAAAAGGGAAAGAAAAUACUCUGUCCAAGGAGCUUCACUGUAAAUGAAUACAUAAAUACUUAUUAGUGGAGCAUCAAGCAUAACUCAAGAGCACUGUAUUUUACUAUCACAAACUCAUUUAUCAGCACCAUCACAGUGACCCUAUGCUGCUUCUAUAAUUAAAAGGGAAAAAGUUGGUCAUACUCGCAUCAAUUUGUUUCCAACAUGUCAGACAGACUGCCCCAAAAUCACCUCCCACAUCCCUUGGCUCAGCCAGGAGGACAGUGUGUCUAUGCGUAUGGAGAACCUGGGCUGGUUACAGAGGUUCUGCCAGAUAACCAACCCCCUAUUCAGCCAGUUGUGUAUACAUCUGCACAAAUGAAUCUAGCACCUCACCAGAUUCAGCCGUAUGAAGACAGACUGCCCCAAAAUCACCUCCCACAUCCCUUGGCUCAGCCAGGAGGACAGUGUGUCUAUGCGUAUGGAGAACCUGGGCUGGUUACAGAGGUUCUGCCAGAUAACCAACCCCCUAUUCAGCCAGUUGUGUAUACAUCUGCACAAAUGAAUCUAGCACCUCACCAGAUUCAGCCGUAUGAAGCUCCUGCACUUCCAGUAAUGGCUGUACCUGUUGGAGUACCACCAGGUCUGCAGUACCUUACUAUGAUCGACCAAGUUCUUAUUCACCAAAAAAUGGAGUGUAUUGAGAUAUUCACUGGCUUUGAGACUAACAACCAGUAUGAGAUCAAGAACAGCCUCGGCCAAUUGAUCUUCCAGGCCAAAGAAAAGACAGACUGCUGCACACGCAAUAUCUUAGGUGCAAUACGCAACUUUCAAAUACGGAUUGAAGACAACAUGGGCCAAGAAGUCAUGCGGGUGCAAAGACCGUUACGCUGCGACUCUUGUUGCUGCCCUUGCUGUUUGCAAGAGCUGGAAAUACAAGCUCCCCCUGGAGUGACUAUUGGACACAUAAAACAGAACUGGCAUGCUUUCUUUCCAAUAUUCUCAGUCCAAGGACCCCACAGUGAGACACUAUUGAAGAUCAAGGGGCCCUUUAUGGCAUGUAAAUGUGGUGAUAUACAUUUUGAGGUAAAAGGGAAAGAGGGUGAAAAGCCUAUUGGUCGAAUCACGAAACAACGGUCUGGUAUCCUGCAAAAAUGCUUUACUGAUGCCACCAACUUCACUGUCCAGUUCCCUAUGGACAUGGAUGUUAAGACGAAGGCUGUAUUAAUGGGUGCCUGCUUCCUCAUUGAUUUCAUGUUUUUUGAAAAAGGCGGAGGUUUAUUUUGGAAACUUUUAUAAGCCACUGAACUUUGUGUGUCAGAUAAGGGUGGCAUAUGCAGUGCUGGGGGUGCCCAGACCAGAGUUAACCUCUGUUUAUAGGGGCCCGGAAAGUUCAUCCAAAAAUUAGAUUAUUUUUAUUUUAGUGUUAUUUUAACUAUUGUUGACAAAGGGCUUUAAUAUCAUAAAAUAUCAAGAUGUUCUUCUGUCUAAGUACCAGUAAACCUGAUGUAAAAUCACAUAAUUUUUACAACAUAGACAAUACGGUACAUUAUAUGCCUAAAAGAAAAGAUAACAAACUACACUAAAAAAUGACAUAGAUAAUUACUUCAAGUAAAAUUACCUAAAUUAUUUAAGCACAUUUACAGUGCAUUAGCACAAUCAGUCACUGAGUGAAAAAUACACACACCACGAGCUCUCCCAUAACCUAAGCACAAGCACCACUCUUCUGAACGAUGGUAACCAUGAAACUCAAAAACACAAACAGAAUCUCUUUUAAAUCUUAAAGACAACUGAACAAUAAACACUAUCAAGUCUUUCAUUUUAUCGUAAAAGCACAUAAAAUAACACUUUUUCACAAAAAUGACUCAAUUGCUCUAAAACUGCUCAGUUAGUGAAGUUACAGUAACUAAAAGAAUUCAUGUGUCCCACCACAAAAUACAAGUUUGAGUGGGUUGAACAUGAUAAAAUUAAGUUGAAUUCACUCAAUAAUUUGUGCAUUUAGAAUUCCGAGAUUUUUUCCAUCAUUUUAACUUAAAUUUUGGUUAAAAAAAAACAAGAACACAAUUGUAUUAAGUAAAAUUUACUCAAUUAAUUUCAUGAAAUCUACUAUGACACAGAAUCAUUUUUUACAGUGAAGCAUAUGUGUAUUAUUGACAGAGUAAAUGCUAUAUGCAAACCAUGAUUAACUACAUACUGUACAUACGCUCAGUCUAAAUUCUUGUAGAACCUUUUUUAAAUGCCUCCUACACCCGUGUCGUAUAGCAAAGAAAUGAAAGAUACAAUUAUAUUUUAUUCUAAAAUGGCCUGGACAGAUUUCUUAGUUCAAGAAAAAAAUAUAAAAUUGGAUUAUAUUGUAAAAUUUCAGACCAAGUUUAAGUUUCAUGGGACUGAAUAGCCUCCUCGGAUGCGGCCGCUAAAACUUUGUUAGUGUUUAAAGUAGCAACCUCUGACAAAUAAAAUUGUUUCUUUAUAUUGACAAGCCGCAAUGUUUGUGGAAAAUUGUUUUUUGAAAUGAGAUGAAACUAGACGGUUUUUUUGGUUGAUCAGAUCAACUCAAAAUUGUUGUUUUCUCAUGGAAUAAAUUUGUCCUGGCCUGUAUACUGCAUAG
Molecule: messenger RNA, 2608 nt
Organism: Triplophysa rosa
Lineage: Eukaryota; Metazoa; Chordata; Actinopteri; Cypriniformes; Nemacheilidae
Product: phospholipid scramblase 2-like
Exons: 10
Coding region: 226-1299 (357 amino acids)
Biological process (GO): plasma membrane phospholipid scrambling
Cellular component (GO): plasma membrane
Molecular function (GO): phospholipid scramblase activity
Source: RefSeq, a predicted model, not a curated record